Molecule: messenger RNA, 2740 nt
Organism: Gopherus evgoodei (Goodes thornscrub tortoise)
Lineage: Eukaryota; Metazoa; Chordata; Testudines; Testudinidae
Gene: FREY1
Product: chromosome 4 C11orf94 homolog
Exons: 3
Coding region: 2368-2643 (91 amino acids)
Source: RefSeq, a predicted model, not a curated record
UCUAAGGAAGCUGGCUGUGCUGAAGAGGCAGCUAAGAGCCUCUGGCCUUCCAGGAUUUCUCCCCGCAUCUGAGUUCUCUGCCCUGGGCUGCAGCUCUCUUCCCCUCAGGGUAACCCCUGCUCUCACAAGGUCAUUCAGGAGUGUUCUUCCCAUACAGGGCUGCUAAUCUAGUGUAACAGCUGUGCGCUGGGGCAAGAGAGCUUUGCACGGCAGGAACAUUCUUUCCUGCCUCCAGCUACUGGUUUGGGGGCAUCUCAGGCUGCUGGGCAGCUGACCCCCCACCACAGCUAGCUCUAGCAGCAAGGCCCACCUCUGCAGUUACCUGUUUCAAGGGUUCUCACUUAUUGCCAUGGCCAUCAUCUGUCUCAAGCACUCCCUUUGGUGCUCUUUCCCGUGGGGAAUGCAGGGCUCCAUCAUGCCCACGUGCUGCUCAGCUGGCAUCUGCCUUGCCCACAGCUGGGACUGUUGAUGGUUGGUUCAGGCUGUUUAAUUUCCUGCAGCUCUCCUGUGGGUAUUGCAUGCCACAGUUUGUACAUUUACUUUUCCUAGCAGCUAAUGUACGCUAAAAGGGCUUGCUGAGCAGCUGCCAGCUGGGGGGGGCGGGGGCUGGAAAGCAAUGCUGAGGAGGCUGGCCAAUGCGGGGAGUGCAGACAAAUCAAUUCAGCAAACAUUUACCUAUGUGCAAAGCUUAAUGGCCGGGGCCCAGCUGAGCCCUAGAGCAACCCAAGAAAUGGGUGGGGGGGUUAGUAUCUUUGCUGGCUGAGGAAUGGUAGAGGGAAAUGCAGCACUGUUCUGCCAGAACUAUGCACAGAGCAGCCGGGGGGGCAGACUCCCAUUCACAGUUACAGCCUGUCUGGCCCUGGAGUGUGAGGUGUGUUCUAGUCCCGGGUUUCCCAGGCCCAGCUCUGAUGAUGCAGUCUGUCAUGCCCAACCACCCUGCUGCUCUUCCAGGCCCACCCUGCCAAUGCCCGUUUGUUCUCUCUCUUUGGAAUACCCUGACAAGAGAGGAACUGUGGGUUUGUUGCAGUCUGAGCAGCUCCCAUAAGUCUCUCACUGAGCUCAGUUUAUCAUAACCAUCUUACAGUCUUACCAGCUCUUCCCUUUGUGGCAUCUUUCACCCAACAGGAGACCUUGAGCAGUUCCCCACUGGUUACCAACACUCAGAAUGACACCUCAGCAAGUUGUUUCACAGAGGGGGACACAGAAUAGGGGCUGAACUGGGUGAGGAUAAUGCUCUUACUUAAACUGGCCUCAGGGCCCCUGACACUACAGUGGUGAGUGUGCAACACCUACAGCUUGGACUUCUCACAGGAGUGCUUGAAGCAGGAGCAGCUGUAUUCCCUGCAGGGCUAUCAGAUUGACCAGCGAGAGAAAACCUGGGCCUCACGGCUGCUCCAACACAAACCAGCCAGUUUGAAUAGUAUCAUUCAUGCAGUAUACGUCAAGUACUACACAGCAAGGGCAGACACAGCAUGGAGCCAGGGGCUGAGGAAUAUGCGCCAUUCAGUCCAGAGGCUCCUAGUGAAGGGAGAGAAAAGAGGACUUCACUCAGCCUAGGCAGACAUCUAUAAUGAGAUAGAUGGAGCUAGGGAAACUGCAGAGAAGAUGCACAUUGUGGGAAGCGGUGAGGCUUGUGGGAAGAGAGGGAGGCGUUGAGGCAAACAUUUAGGGAGUUAAACAUGAGGGGGGCAAUUCUGAACUCUACCAGAAUGGUGGGGGAUCCAAUGGAGACUACACAGCAUGAGCUGUGCAUUUGUGACUGCCAAUGCCAUACUUACCUAGACACACUUUUCCUCCAGCUGGAGUGCCAGCCUGAGGAGAGCCCAGGAGGAUGCUUAGGUUAGGUGUGGAGGUAAUGGAUUGCUCUGUGUCAGGAAGAUCUUCUGGAUCCUGGGCUGCAUGUGAUGAGCAGGGGUCUAAGAGCUGCUCCUGCAGGAGAUACCCUUUUAAAAUUAGCUUAGGGGGCUGGCUCUGUGCUGGGUCCUGCCCUCAGAGAGAGGCUCUUAAAGCCUCUGUGGGCUGCUGUGUCACAGCAGUUACUGCCAUCACAGUUACAUUCAAAGGGGAUAAUAUUGUCCAGAUAUUAUGUAGUUGCCCUAACACUUGCAUCAUCCCCCGCUUGCUACUUGGUGCCAUGCUUCUCCGCUGCUCUACCUCAAUGCCUCACCUUCUGCUAGAGUCUCCUGAUGUGUUACCCAGCACUUCUGCUACCAGUGCAAGUGAUACCUGAUGUGUUUGCUCCUUUUGUGAUGUCACUGUAGGGCCUCAUGAUGUCAUUAUGUUCCAUCAGACAACCAAUGAAAGAAAAGGAGGAUAGGCUGAGUCCAGCCUGCUUCUGCAUGGACACAGCGUAGUUGGGUGGGAUCCAUGAACCUGCACAUGCUGCUGCCACUCCUGCUGGGGGCCGUGCUCCCUGUGCCACUUUCCCAAAGGCUCAGCGGCUCAGUCCCUGAGGAUUUCUCUGCUCCCCUGGAGCUCCCACAGCAGCACUUCGGCCUGGUGGAUGAUUAUGGCAUUAAGCCGAAGCACCCCCAGUUCCAGACUCGAGCACCCUGGAAGCAGCCUGCAGGCCUGCACCAAGCACACAAGAGCAAGCGGGAUGAGUCAGAUUUGGCAGAGUAUUAUUAUGGCAACGUCCUGUGAGCUGCCCAGGCACUUGUUGCAGUGGGGUCUCGAUGAGCCCCAUGGGCAGCUCUGGCCCUCUGUAUUAGCUGCUUUAUAAAGGUGUGUUGUAUAGCAA